Molecule: messenger RNA, 1488 nt
Organism: Ogataea parapolymorpha DL-1
Lineage: Eukaryota; Fungi; Ascomycota; Pichiomycetes; Pichiales; Pichiaceae
Product: Her2p
Exons: 1
Coding region: 1-1488 (495 amino acids)
Biological process (GO): mitochondrial translation; glutaminyl-tRNAGln biosynthesis via transamidation
Cellular component (GO): mitochondrion; glutamyl-tRNA(Gln) amidotransferase complex
Molecular function (GO): glutaminyl-tRNA synthase (glutamine-hydrolyzing) activity
Source: RefSeq, a predicted model, not a curated record
AUGUUACGAAAGCUUAGCCUCAAGUACAACAUAUUUACGAGUAUAGCACUUACCAACUUAGAAAGCAAUUCAGUGGGGUCACUGGCAGCCACGUCUUAUGCCUUGAAAGACAAUAUUGUUACUCGUGAUGCGCCUACAACAUGCUCCUCGAAAAUUCUUGCCAAUUAUGUUUCUCCGUUUGAGUCCACGGUAAGCAGACUACUGGCCGAAGAGGGUUCGCAACUAGUUGGGAAGACAAACAUGGAUGAAUUUGGCAUGGGGAAUUCUUCUCUGAACUCACACUUUGGGCCCACGCUAAAUCCUUUGUACGAGCAAAAGUCAGACAUAGUAGAUCUCAAAGAAAAAGAGUUCUGGAUAAGAGGUGAAAAAAUAACCCAGGAUAUCACCUUCCAAAAACAAGACGCAGGCAGUUAUCUGCAUCGAAAGUACCUAGUUCCCGAAGUCAAACUCGAUUACAAAAUUGACCCUGAAAUGAGGAUUGUUGGUGGAUCUUCAGGAGGAUCUGCUGCGGCAGUUGCAGCUGAUUUAGUAGACUACGCUAUAGGAACAGAUACCGGAGGAUCAGUCAGAUUACCAUCGUGCUAUACAUCCAUAUUUGGUUUCAAGCCAUCCUACGGAAGAAUCUCAAGAUGGGGGUUGAUACCGUACGCUCAAUCGCUGGAUACAGUUGGCAUCAUGUCUAAAAAUAUAAAGCUAGUCAGGAAAGUAUUUUCUAUACUCGACAAACAUGACACCUCGGAUCCAACGUCAAUCUCAGAAGAGAAAAGAAUAUAUGACGACAAGGUGGACUCGAUAAUAAAAAUUGGUAUUCCUGCAGAGAUGAGCUUCGACGGCCUGGAGAAUGAUGUGAAAGAAAAAUGGAGCAAAUUGCUCAAACGGCUGCAGAAACUUCCCAACUUUGAACUGUUUCUGAUCUCCUUGCCCUCGCUAUCGAAGAGUCUCCCUGCAUAUUAUACACUGGUGACUUCUGAGGCAUCUUCCAAUUUAGCCAGAUACGAUGGAAUCAGGUACGGAUAUCGUACUGGCGAGUAUACAAGCCUCGAGCCAGAGUUUGCCAAAACACGAUCCGAGGGAUUCGGUGCCGAAGUUAAACGUCGGAUAAUUCUGGGUUCAUAUUCUUUGUCCUCUUAUGGUUACAAUAGUCAUUUCAUGAAUGCUACCAAUGUAAGGUCGAAGCUGAUUCAAGAAUUCAAUAGCAUUUUCAAAGGGCCACACAUGCUAAACAAACACCGCAAUCCAAAUGGCAUCGACUUCAUCUUGUGCCCAACCGCUACCUCCUUGCCACCUCUUGUGUCGCAAUACCAAAAAAUCACUCCCGUGGAGUCAUAUAUGAACGAUAUCCUGACGGUCCCAUUUUCUCUUGCCGGACUUCCUGUAAUUAACAUCCCACUUGGGAGAUCGAUAGGAUUUCAACUUGCUGGACAAUUAGGCCACGAUUAUAAAGUUUUGAAGCUGGCGCAAAUGAUGGAUGAACUGGACAUAAGAUGA